Molecule: messenger RNA, 1938 nt
Organism: Mesorhabditis spiculigera
Lineage: Eukaryota; Metazoa; Nematoda; Chromadorea; Rhabditida; Rhabditidae
Source: the annotation of a GenBank genome assembly
AUGGACACGAUGCGCAACGUGCUGGGCGGGCGGCCGGGCGGCUACGCCAGCCUCGGCCAAGCCGGGCGUCUGAUGAAGGAUUUGGACCUGUUUCAGCAACAAGCCUUCAUGGAGCCGGGCGUCUACAAGCCGACCAAGCACCGGCCCGAGCUCGAGGAGCUGCUGGAAGUCAUUGUUUCGCAGGCCGGCCACAUUGCGGACUCAGCCUCAACGCGCAACGACCGCAAGAUGAAGAUCAUCAACGAGUGUAACAACCUGCGCCAAGCCCUUCAGGACCUGCUCAAGGAGUACGAGAAUCAUUGCGGGCGCAGCGACUACAACGAGGACGUCGACCUGGCCAUGGUGUUGGUCACCCGAAAAUCGAAAGACCUGCGCCGCCAUCUGCGAAGAGCCAUCGUCGACCACGUGUCCGAUGCGUUCCUCGAUACGAGAACACCGCUCUCCAUCCUGAUCGCCGCAGCCGAAAGUGGUGACCCCGCAGCUACACGCGAAGCCGGCGAAAUGUUCACCCAGCACGCCGAGAACAUGGUGGCGGUGGCGCAUUUUGUGUGCGACAUGACCAACGACAGCGAGGGGUUGCGCGUCAUACGCUACACCGCCACGCAGCUGUCCCAUCUCGCGCCGCAGGUAGUGCACGCAGCGCACCUCCUCUGCCAGCACACGACCAGCGGCGUCGCCCAGGAGAACAUGAAGAUGUUCGCCGAGGUGUGGGAGGACAAGGUGCGCCUGCUGACGAUGGCCGUCGACUCGGUCAUCACCCUCGACGACUUCUUGGCCGUCUCCGAGGCGCACAUCAUCGAGGACGCGAUCAAUGGGCAGGAGGCCGUCAUCCAGGGCAACGGCGACAUGCUCGACCGGGCCGCCGGCGCCAUCCGUGGCCGCUCGCUGCGCGUGUGCGCCGCCGUCGACGAGGAGAUGAACGCGAUGCCGUCAGGUCCUUAUGCAGAUAGGGUGAAAACCGCGACGCGGCGCCUGAGAAAUGAUGUUCUUCAAACGUUUGCCGAACGUGCGUCAAAUGUUGUGCAACGGCUAACCGACGAGGAUCCGACGCAGCGCGGACCCGAAGAGACAAACCGCGACGUCGACGAGUUCAUGAAUGCAUGCACACUGGUGCACGAGGCCGUCAAGGACAUCCGAAAUGCACUCCUUGUUAAUAGAAACCCUGAAGACGUCGACUCGGACAACGAGUACGAGGAGGACGCCCAGACGAAUGUGAUGGAUGGCAGGAGUACCGUCUCCGAUGGCCCGAACCAGCAACGCAUCAUGCGGCACCUGCCCGAGGAGGACAAGCGCAAGAUUCAGGAGCAAAUUGACGUCUUCAAGAUCGCCCACACCAAAUUCGAGCACGAGGUGGCCAAGUGGGACGAGACCGGCAACGACCUCAUAGUGUUGGCCAAGCACAUGGCCAUCAUUAUGCAGCACAUGAUGGAAUUCACGCGCGGUCACGGCCCGCUGAAGACGACCUCUGACGUCAUCAGGGCCGCCCAGGAGAUUUCGGUUGCAGGCUCCAAGCUCAACGCCCUGGCCAAGCAGAUCGGCGAGGAAUCUCGCGAGAGUCGCAGUCGUGACGACCUGAUGUCGUACCUCUCCCGCAUCACCCUCUUCUGCCACCAGCUCAACAUUUGCAGCAGGGUGAAAGCCGACGUGCAGCAAGUUGGUGACCAGCUGAAGAAGUGCCACCUCGACUCGGCGCUCUCCCUCAUCCAGACGGCCCGGAAUCUGCUGAACGCCGUCGUGCUGUCCGUCAAGGCCGCCUACAUUGCGUGCACAAAGUACCGCCACCCCGAUAGCAGCGCGCCACGCGUCACCUGGCACCUCGCCCCGCCGCAGAAGCAGCCAUUGGUGCACCCACAAAAAACCGGCGGCUCAGGCAUCGUGCGCCGUGCGAGCGAGCGCCGCCCGAUGGCCCCGAUGCGCGAACUCGCCCAAUUCCAUCAG